Messenger RNA from Schizophyllum commune H4-8, 2144 nucleotides. RefSeq lists its product as uncharacterized. Lineage: Eukaryota; Fungi; Basidiomycota; Agaricomycetes; Agaricales; Schizophyllaceae. The record is from RefSeq and is a predicted model, not a curated record. The coding region runs from base 96 to 1904 and encodes 602 amino acids. The transcript has 7 exons.
GUCUCUCCUCUUCCACUCAUUGUCCCGUCUUUACUCUAUCUUUCCGUCAGGCGUCGUCACUUUCCAAGGCAUACAGGGCUUGCGAGAUGGACAAUAUGUCGUUCUCGACGUCGGGAUCAUUGCCCGCCCCCAUACCGAGCCUCUUCAACGACGCGCGUCUUUCUUUCUCCUCCAACCAUAUUUCUUCUCUCUCGUCUUCUGACAUUCCGUUCGCUUCAUCGGAAUACGACGCUCACAACAACUUCCAACUUCACGUUGCGGAUAUUCAAGCGGAGUGCCUCCUGCUUCGGCAGCAGAACGUGGCCUUGACCGCUGAGAAGGAGAGACUGCAGGAGAAUUUCCGUGCUCUUUUGACCCGUCUGUCCGACAAGCUCGAAACUGUGCACGACGGAAUCAUUGCUCCGCCUGGCGGGACCAUUCAUAUACAUCCGCUCAUUAUUACCCUCGAUCAGAGCAACUUUCCAGGGGCCACCUACUGGUUUUCUGGGAUGUGGAAGGGCGUGGAGAAGGGGAAGCGAGGUGUCACUCGUACAGACAGGCCCGUCAAGUCCAACUCGCGGGUGGAGAACAAUGCACAGUUGUACAUCACCGACGAAAGUGGCGGGCCGGUCUCGGGCGAGGUCGCGCAGAGCAUGCGUACCAUGGCGCGAACCGUGUUCCAGCAGCUGCUAACUUGGGGUGUCGCGCCGCGUUCAUGGGAUCAAGCAACCCACCUCGCAUCGCAAUACUAUAUUGCUGUGAUGGAGGAUGCCUACAACGUCCUCCGUCUGUGCUUCGGGCACUGGAAAGUGACGAGAAUGGCUAUCUACUAUUAUCCAACAUGGUACUCGACGUACGGACCACCACCACCUACACCCGCGCCGCCGCCCCCCGCCCCCACGCCCACUCCGGCCCCCACUCCGCCGACCUUCCCGUUCGCAUUCACCCCUGAACCCGAAGACAGCCCCUCCCCUCCCUCUACGUCUACCGGCAAGCGCCCCGCCACGGCUUCGCCGGCUUCAUCGUCGCAGCCGAUGACCAAGAAAGCAAGGGGGCAGGCCGAUGCUGAUGUCAUCAUCGAUCGCGAUCAGACCCAACCGACGAACCGCUGCCAGGCUCCGACCACCAGCAUCCCAGAGAUUGUAUUGCCCGCCAGAGCACCGUGCGCGCAGGUGCCGACGUCCGUCCCAGCCCUUGCUUCAGAGGUAGCGCCGGAGCCUCAACAACUCGCCCCACCGACCGAAUUCCGCGCGCACACCCCCAGGCCCUUCGUCGGGAACGGCGAAGCAGAGCUCGAGUACUCCCCCCACGGUGCGCAGGCCGAGCAGGGCAGAAUUGAUGCAGACGUGCACGGAGAAGGAGGUGGAGAUGGCGGACGCGCUCGCAAGUCACCUGAGCCAGUGGCGUUCGUGGACCCCCUUGCCCAUGCCGUAGUGCCCCCAUCGCUCCCCGAACAUUCGCGACCCAGCCGCAACCUGUCUAGCUUCGGCUCAUUGGCUCCCACCACCACCACACCACCUUCGAGUAUACUGGCCACGCCUUCAACCACCCCACCCACCGCUCCUUUGCCAAGCGCAUCGUCCCCCGCAAUCACCUCUUCUCGCUCGCCUACAGCUUCGGCAUCAUCAACGUCAUCAUCGAGACCUGCUGCUACGGCCGGACCAUCGUCAACCGGAGACGGGUUGCCAGCGUGGACUGGGCUUCCACCCGGUGUACCGAACAAGGGGCAUAAGAUCCAGCCCAACAAGACAAGUCAGACCCCCCGGGCGCUUUGUCAGGUCGCGUUUGCCAAGAAGUUCCCGAAGUCGACGUCGGAUGAGUUCAAGUACUAUUGGGAUAAGCUGGUUGUUAGCACACCCCACGAAGACGUCUGGCUCGCACGCGCUUCCGAAGCAAAGAAGGCCCAGGUUACGGCAGCUGCAUAGUUCGUGUAUCGCCUCAAUGACCUGCAUUUCGGACGACACAUUCACAAUACAUUACAUAUCGGUAUACUUUUUGCUACCCCCAUACUGCCGUAUAUCUACCCUACCUACUCGCAUGGCAUGCCGUUGACCUGCUCCUUCGUUUACACCCAUACUUACUGCUUAGCUAAUAGCAAUGAAUCGUUUUCCUUGCCAAUCGUAGUCAAUGGAUAUGAGUGCGAAGGUCACAUGAUGAAGUGCCUC